UUUUUUUACACAGUCAUCGAGUCCCCAAGUCUCUUUAUAUUCGUGAAAUAUCCAAGGGGAUUUUUUUUGCUAGAAUAUUCAAUCAUAAAUAUAUAAUUCCUUUCAAGUAUGAAAAUGCAAGAGUUUGUACUUUUUUGGGUUUUGGGAGGUGCAUUAGUGGGUGUCUCCAUGUCUUUGCCUGCCAUGGAUGGUUACCAAAAAAAUGUUCAAGAGGGAUGUCGAUUUUCUCGAUAUCCUUCCCUUUGUGUUGAAACUGUGAUUGGUUCUGGUUCAGGGCAUAAACGUACUGAUAUGAUUUCUGCUCUUGUAAACAAGACAUUAUCUGAGACCAAACAUCUCACUUCCUACUUCACUAUUACCACCUCCCAAUUUGAAUCCCAAUUAGAUGCUCAGCGUGCCCAAUCUAUCACAGACUAUUGUGAAACGCUGAUGGGCAUGUCUAUGAAGCUCCUAAGCCAAUCCCAAGCAGCACUCGCUGAAUCGCCAAGGAAAAAGAAGCAAGAUAUCCAGACAUGGCUAAGCGCUUCCUUGACAUUCCAAGAAGCUUGUAAAGAUUCCACCAGGGGUCUCAAUCUUCCCGGCAACCUCAUGACUCAGAUUUCCAAAACGAUGUCCUAUCUUUCUCAGUUGAAUAGUAAUCAAUUAGCUCUCGUUAAUGCCAUAACCGGUGAGCCUAAAAGCAAUAAAAACACAAAUCGUCGUCUUUCUGAUGACGACGAUGAGAAAAAACAAUCAGGUAAUUUUUUUCCCAAGUGGGUAUCGCCUAGGAACAGAAAACUACUUCAGGCCACCACCACCCCAAUAAAAGCCAAUGCCGUAGUUGCGAAAGAUGGUUCGGGAAACUAUGUAACCAUUUCGGAAGCAAUACAGGCCGCUUCUGGAGGUAGGUUUGUGAUUUAUGUAAAGAGAGGAGUUUAUAAGGAGAAGAUUCGGACCAACAAAGGCGGUAUUACCUUGAUAGGAGAUGGAAAAUACGCCACCGUCAUUGUUGGUGAUGAUAGUGUCGCUUCAGGAUCUACCAUGCCUGGUUCAGCCACAUUUACCAUAACAGGAGGCAAUUUCAUAGCCCGCGACAUUGGAUUCCAAAACACAGCAGGCCCAGGAGGAGAACAGGCAUUGGCUCUGCACAUAGCUUCCGAUCAUUCAGUUCUCUAUAGGUGUAGCAUUGUUGGCUACCAAGACACUCUCUAUGCACUCGCUCUCCGUCAAUUCUAUAGAGAAUGUGAUAUCCAUGGCACCAUCGACUUUAUCUUCGGCAACGCAGUGGCUGUUUUCCAGGGCUGCAAUAUCAUGCUUCGCCGUCCAAGCGGCAAUAGUUACAAUGUCAUUCUGGCAAAUGGAAGAUCAGACCCUGGGCAGAACACCGGCUUCUCUCUCCAAAACUGUAAAAUCUCAGUCACCUCCGAGUUCUCUGCUGUAAAAACUCCGUACAGAACUUAUCUGGGUAGGCCAUGGAAAGAGUAUUCGAGGUCAGUGGUUAUGGAAUCAUCCAUAGACGAUGUUAUUGAACCUAGUGGUUGGGUGGAGUGGCCUGGGGCUCAAAGAUCUUCCCUCAGGACCUUGUAUUUUUCUGAAUAUGCAAAUGUGGGACCAGGUGCUGGGACUGGCAAAAGGGUAAAUUGGCCUGGUUUUCAUGUCCUUGCAACUGCAGAGGCUGAAAAGUUUACUGUUGGAAAUUUUAUUGAUGGUGCUUCGUGGCUUCCUUCUACAGGAGUGACUUUCAUCUCCGGGCUUCAUUAGUGUUAUAAAUAUAUUUGUUUGGCAUGCAGUUUUAAUUAAAGGAUUGUCGUAAUUAAUUCUUCAUUGUUGUAUUUAAUUGCAGUUGUAUAAAUUAAUAUAUAGCAUGUCCCGUGUAUUCACUUAGUCAUGUCUUGUACAGUUUGGAAUAUCAAGUAUUGUACAGUUUGGAAUAUCUAUCAAGCAUAAAAAACUAGAAGAAGAAUUUGUCA
Ziziphus jujuba (common jujube) is the source of this 1949-nucleotide messenger RNA. RefSeq names its product pectinesterase. Gene Ontology annotation, biological process: cell wall modification. Gene Ontology annotation, molecular function: pectinesterase inhibitor activity; pectinesterase activity. Lineage: Eukaryota; Viridiplantae; Streptophyta; Magnoliopsida; Rosales; Rhamnaceae. The coding region runs from base 109 to 1740 and encodes 543 amino acids. The record is from RefSeq and is a predicted model, not a curated record. The transcript is spliced from 3 exons.